GUCUCGCGCGUCUCGCGUUCUCGCGUUACCGUCACGCGCAGUUGGUCGACACUCGACGCAGGUCUAAUCCAGGUCGCAGGUCGACGGGUGGACUGGUCGUAAGUCGUAAUCGUAAUCAGCGAGAAAAGGAGCAUCACAAUUGGAUUUCGCAUUUGCGUCGCGUCAAAUCAGGUCAGAUCCGUUAAUUAUCAUCGUGAUAAAUAAUCACGCGAAGCAGAGAUGUUUCACGUACGGAGUCUUAUGCGAUCAUCAAUCGUCCUGAAGCAAGCAUCGGGCAAUGAUGUCGUACAGAACAUGCUGUCGCGCGCCGCGCUGGCUGCCGUUCAAACGGCAGCCCGUCGUGGAUAUGCCGAUCACCAAAUUCCGGAUCAUCUCAAGGACGUGCCUGAAGCACAGAACCCAAACUUCUUUGAGAUGGUAGAAUAUUUUUUUCAUCGCGCCUGCCAGAUUAUCGAAGAUAAACUGGUCGAGGACCUCAACAAACGAUCACGCAUACCCAUCGAGGAACGCAAGAAGAAGGUCAAGGGUAUCUUGAUGCUCAUGGAGCCCUGCGACCAUAUCCUCGAAACUACGUUUCCGCUCAGACGCGAUUCCGGUGACUACGAGAUGAUCACCGGCUAUCGUGCCCAGCAUUCGACUCAUCGAGUACCCUGCAAAGGAGGUAUCCGCUACUCGAUGGGCGUUUCACGGGAUGAAGUUAAGGCUCUGUCGGCUCUAAUGACAUUCAAAUGUGCGUGCGUCGAUGUGCCUUUUGGCGGCGCUAAAGCCGGCAUUAAGAUCAACCCUAAAAAUUAUUCGGAACACGAGUUGGAGAAAAUUACCAGGAGAUUUACGUUGGAAUUAGCAAAGAAGGGAUUCAUCGGACCUGGUGUUGAUGUACCCGCCCCCGACAUGGGAACCGGCGAACGAGAAAUGUCCUGGAUAGUAGAUACUUAUGCAAAAACUAUCGGUCACCUUGAUAUCAACGCUCACGCUUGCGUCACUGGCAAACCCAUUAACCAGGGUGGCAUUCACGGCCGCCCUUCCGCGACAGGUCGUGGAUUAUUUCAUGGAUUAGAGAAUUUUAUCAAUGAGGCUAAUUAUAUGAGCAUGAUCGGUACUACACCUGGCUGGGGAGGCAAGACAUUUAUUCUCCAAGGUUUUGGUAAUGUAGGUUUGCAUACGAUGCGUUACUUACAUCGUGCAGGUGCGGCUUGCAUAGGCGUGAUUGAACACGAUGGAUCCAUUUGUAAUCCAGAAGGUAUCGAUCCAAAGGAACUAGAAGAGUAUCGCAUAGAAAAUGGUACCAUCAUUGGCUUUCCUGGAGCCAAGCCAUAUGAAGGCGAAAAUCUCAUGUUCGAGCCGUGCGACAUAUUUGUACCUGCUGCCAUAGAGAAAGUAAUUACCAGUGAAAAUGCCGGACGUAUCCAGGCAAAGAUAAUUGCGGAAGCUGCCAACGGACCAACCACUCCUGCCGCAGAUAAGAUUCUACUCGAUAGGAAUAUUCUUGUAAUUCCGGACCUGUAUCUUAAUGCCGGUGGUGUUACAGUCUCAUUCUUUGAAUGGUUGAAGAACUUGAAUCACGUAUCGUACGGUCGGUUGACCUUUAAAUACGAGAGAGAAUCCAAUUAUCAUCUCUUAGAAUCGGUACAGGAGUCUCUGGAACGUAGGUUUGGUCGUGUUGGCGGCCGUAUUCCCGUCACACCAUCCGAAGCUUUCCAGAAGCGUAUAUCCGGUGCUUCCGAAAAAGAUAUUGUCCAUUCUGGUCUGGACUAUACAAUGGAAAGAUCCGCUAGGGCCAUUAUGAAGACUGCCAUGAAAUACAAUCUUGGACUCGAUUUGAGGACAGCCGCAUAUGCCAACUCGAUUGAAAAGAUAUUUACUACUUACUCAGAGGCCGGUAUCGCUUUCUAAAUAUUUUAGUCACAAAAUUGCAUACAGUGAAUAUAUAAUAACGAUAAAAUCAAUUUUUAUCAAUUGUUCGUAAAAAGUGACUCGAUAUAUCGUCCAAUGAAUACUCUUAGAUAAAGGUUGAUGGUUAUGCCAUUAAGUUGCGAAUAACAAAGUCUCUCAAAACUCUCAAUGGAAGCGUAUCUUAUAUAACAUUGUCAUUUAUCAUGUUUUGCACUAAUAAUUUGCUUCUGUUACACACACACACACACACAUAUACGUGUAUAUAUAUAUAUAUAUAUAUAUAUAUAUAUAUAUAUAUAUAUAUAUAUAGAGAGAGAGAGAGAGAGAGAGAGAGAGAGAGAUUUGUGUAAACCGGAUAUUAAAAAAUCGCCAAGUAACACUAUGAAAUAGCAUUCGAAAAGAAAUCGAUAUUGUUUUAUCUUUUCUACAAGAUAAAUCAUAGACAAAACCAGUGCAUUUUUAUAUUUCACUUUUUAUGCAUACAACUUAAAAUAUGAGAAAGUCAUGUGUUCAAGCUUUUAACAAUAUUAUUGUAUGAGCGAUAAGAAGGAAAUAAUUAUAAUUUUAUCACUUACGACAAAGAAUUGGUUUUCAUCGAAGCUUAGAAAGCGAGACGAGACACGUAUAUCUAACUAGAUAUACGACAGAGCGAUAAAAUUAUAUAUAUAU
This is a messenger RNA of Cataglyphis hispanica, 2562 nucleotides long. RefSeq names its product glutamate dehydrogenase, mitochondrial (gene Gdh). Gene Ontology annotation, biological process: L-glutamate catabolic process. The record is from RefSeq and is a predicted model, not a curated record. Gene Ontology annotation, molecular function: L-glutamate dehydrogenase (NAD+) activity. NCBI's taxonomy places the organism in Eukaryota, Metazoa, Arthropoda, Insecta, Hymenoptera, Formicidae. Gene Ontology annotation, cellular component: mitochondrion. The coding region runs from base 220 to 1893 and encodes 557 amino acids. The transcript has 8 exons.